AUGAUACAUAAGCUUCUUGGAUAUGAAAUGAAUCCAUUUUCAAUUACAGAUAAUUGUACUGCAGAUGGUGCGAUUUUAUACACUGUUGGAGGUGGUCAACAUGCUCUUUUGAUCUUUGAGGCAAAAAAUGAAAUUGGGUCAGGAGGAGGUGAUCCACAUAGACAAGCUUGUGGCUCUUAUGGAAAAUAUCUUCCAAUGGUACCAAAUUGUGAGAGAUAUCUUAAUCCUUGUUUUCUUUUGUAUCUUGCUGGACCAUGGCUUGGGAUCUCUGGUGCUUUUUUUGGGAAAGAUAUUAUAAUUGAACCUCUUACUCCUUUGAUACCUUUGGUACCUAUUCUAUGCCACCAUGAUCGCAUCAUAAAUAUCCUUGUUAUGUUUGAUGCAUUAAAAGCUGGGUUAACUGAACUAAAAGCUUAUUAUAAUGAUGUAAAACCAGAUAAAUUGGAUAUUGAACAACAGUCUCAUUUUCCUUAUCCACAUUCCUUCAAAAACAACAAUAAAAAUUCAUAUGGGCCAAUUUGUUUGAUUGAUGCCCUGUGA
Entrophospora candida is the source of this 540-nucleotide messenger RNA. The record is from the annotation of a GenBank genome assembly. Lineage: Eukaryota; Fungi; Glomeromycota; Glomeromycetes; Entrophosporales; Entrophosporaceae.